Messenger RNA from Carassius gibelio (silver crucian carp), 1725 nucleotides. Its product is annotated as heterogeneous nuclear ribonucleoprotein U-like protein 1. Bases 161 to 1573 code for a protein of 470 amino acids. The record is from RefSeq and is a predicted model, not a curated record. Gene Ontology annotation, molecular function: protein binding. The transcript has 10 exons. NCBI's taxonomy places the organism in Eukaryota, Metazoa, Chordata, Actinopteri, Cypriniformes, Cyprinidae.
GUCCAGUAGGUGGCAGCACUCAGAAACACUUUGGACAACAUACAGUAUGUCUCCUGCUGGUCUUUACUGAAGCCUGCGCCAAUUGUCCUUGUUUACUCAAACACUUUCCUUCAGCUAAUCAAGAGCUUGUGCUAUGGUUUAGGAGCGGGAGCUUCUCGCAAUGUCAUGCACGAUGAGUGUGGAUGUGAAGAAACUGAAAGUGAAUGAGCUGAAAGAGGAGUUGCAGAAGCGUGGGCUGGACACCCGAGGCUUCAGAGUGGAUCUGGUGGAGCGGCUGCAGACGGCUCUGGAGGCUGAAAACGAACCCACCUGCAGUGAUGAUGAGACAGAAGCAGGUGUUGCAGAGGCUGGGAAUGCUGAGGGUUCUGACCAAGGGCAGAUGGCUGCUGAGAAAGAGGGCUCUUAUAUAGACCCCAGUGUUUCUGAAGUCUCUAAAGAUGAAAAUAAACCAGAGAAUGUGAAUGUACAACAGGCAACCGUCGAGACAAUCUGCAAAAAGGUGGCACCAGUAAAUGUGAAAAAUGAGGAUGAGAUAAAGACGGAGCAACAAGGACAGCAGCGACCGGCUCCUGGCAGUGAAUGGGAAGAUCUGGAGAGCCAGCAGAAUGCAGAGAUCAAGACUGAACGGGACAGACAUGCUCACUAUGGCCACAAGAGGCGCUAUGAUGAGAGCCAGGGUUUCAGCUAUCAUGAACACCGUGAAGACAGGAGGUCCCGCUCACCUCUGCCAUCUGUUGAAGAGGAUGAGGAAGACUUUGAUGGCACGCUUGUGGUCAUUGACACUUAUAACUGUGACUUGCACUUCAAAGUCUCUCGGGACCGUUGCAGCGGCUGUCCUUUAACCACUGAGGGGUUUGCUUACCUGUGGUCUGGAGCACGAGCUACGUAUGGUGUAAACAAGGGAUGCGUGUGCUAUGAGCUGAAGGUUAUGGAGUAUAUACCAGUCAAGCAUCUUCCCGGCAGUGAGCCUGACCCUCACGUGGUGAGAGUCGGGUGGUCUCUGGAUUCCUGCAGCACACAGCUUGGAGAGGAGGCGUUCUCUUAUGGGUAUGGCGGAACAGGAAAAAAGUCUACCUGUUGCAAAUUUGAAGAUUACAGAGAGAAAUUCAGUGAAAGUGAUGUCAUUGGAUGCUAUGUUGAUUUUGACAGUCAUGAGCAAGUGGAAAUAGCUUUCUCAAAGAACGGGAAGUGGCUUGAUGUGGCAUUUCACGUAUCUAAAGAAGAACUGGCAGGUCGUGCACUGUAUCCUCAUGUUCUUGUGAAGAACUGCUCUGUUGAGUUUAACUUUGGCCAGCGAGCAGAACCUUUCUUUCCUUUGCAAGAUGGCUACACUUUGAUUGGGGCCGUCAACUUAGAGAACAGGGUCAGAGGAACUGUUGGUCCCGCCAGCAAAUCUGAUUGUGAGAUACUGAUGAUGGUUGGUCUUCCUGCUUGUGGUAAAACCACAUGGGCCACAAAGCAUGCAAAGAUGAACCCAGAGAAGAAAUAUAACAUCCUGGGCACAAAUGCUAUCAUGGAGAAAAUGAAGGUAGGAUCAGCAGGUUUAAAUGAGUUUUAUGGUCCACAAUUGUAAAGAAAUCAUGUUCUUGGGGCUUAAAACAAGUGCAAUCAAAUGGAACAGAUUUUUACUUUAUGUAUAAAUUUGUAAUGUAAAUAAUUGUAUAAAAUAUACAUUUUACUCUUCAAAUGUUUAGGCUCAGUAAGAUUUUUGUUGUUAUUGUUUUU